Molecule: messenger RNA, 2540 nt
Organism: Mixia osmundae IAM 14324
Lineage: Eukaryota; Fungi; Basidiomycota; Mixiomycetes; Mixiales; Mixiaceae
Exons: 4
Coding region: 233-2422 (729 amino acids)
Cellular component (GO): cytosol
Molecular function (GO): FMN binding; flavin adenine dinucleotide binding; NADPH-hemoprotein reductase activity
Source: RefSeq, a predicted model, not a curated record
ACUUUUGUGUCGUGUCCUGAAAUCAAUCGAGCCGGAUCGCUAGCACCACAUUGGCCAUCGCGGCAUAGCCCUACAUCGUUGUCCUAUAGCGCAGAGUGACACAUCUGGCAUUCGGCAAUUGCGAUCUGAGCUCAGACGCAAGCCCAUCUUUGUUGCCCCCCCUGUACCCAGCAGAUCAGAACACCUUUCAGGCACAGAGCCGCUCACAUUGCACGACACGAACCUCGACAUCAUGUUGUCGCUCAGUACGUCCGAUCUCAUAUUGCUGGCGAUCGUCGGCCUCGGCGCGAUUUGGUACCUCUUUGGUACGGGCAUUACCAAUAGCGCGGUGGUCAAGCCGCCAGCGACCAAUGGCCUGCACAAUGGCAAUGGCAAGCUCAAUGGCGAUCCCCCGACACGCAACUUUGUCGAAGCCAUGCAAAAAGCGAACAAAAAGAUUUGUAUCUUUUACGGCUCGCAGACAGGCACUGCCGAAGACUAUGCGUUGAGGAUAGCAAAGGAAGCGAAGAGUCGCUUCGGAUUGUCCAGUCUCGUCUGCGAUCCCGAAGACUAUGACUUCGAUAUGCUGGACACAGUGCCCGAAGAUCAUCUCAUCGUAUUCGCUGUAGCGACCUACGGCGAGGGCGAACCGACAGAUAAUGCUGUUCAGCUCAUGGACUUUAUCAAGGAUGAGAGCAUCACAUUCUCAAACGGCUCCGACAGACUCGACAACUUGCACUACGUCGUCUUUUCGCUGGGCAAUCGUACAUAUGAGCAGUUCAACGCUGUCGGGCGCACACUCGACUCUCGUCUAGCGAGCUUGGGCGCCAAGCGCGUCGGAGAGCGUGGCGAGGGCGACGAUGAUAAGAGCAUGGAGGAGGAUUAUCUGGCGUGGAAGGACGACAUGUGGAAAUCAGUGACAGAGGUCAUGGGCUACCAAGAGGGAUCGGGUGGCGAUACCGCCGAUUUCGAGGUCAAGGAGCUAGGCCAGGAUAUCCAUGACAAGGUCUACGCUGGCGAGCUGUCUGCUCGUGCGCUCAACGGGACUCGGGGCGUGCAUGAUGCUAAGAAUCCAUGCCUGGCCAAUCUUGUCAGCUGCAAAGAGCUUUUCAUGGCGGGCGAUCGCAACUGUAUCUUUGCCGAGUUUGACAUCAAGGACACUGGUAUGCGAUAUCAGGCCGGCGAUCAUCUAGGCCUGUGGCCCAUGAGCCCGGAUCCCGAGGUAGAGAGGAUGCUCAAAGUAUUGGGGCUUGUCGAGAAAGCACAGACAGUCGUCGAGAUCACUUCGCUCGACCCGGCGCUCGCCAAGGUGCCGUUUCCAACGCCGACGACGUACGACGCCAUCUUCAGGCACUACCUCGAUGUUUGCGCCCUCGUCGGUCGACAGACUAUCGCUGCAGCCGCAAAGUAUGCGCCGACACCAGAAGCACAGCAAUAUCUCGAGCGACUCGGUAGCGACAAGGCAGCGUAUCAGUCCGAGGUCGUCGACAAUUGCUAUAAGCUGGCCCAGGUUUUGAUCGUCGCCACCGGCGGAAACCCUCAUGCAGACCCAGCAACAGCGCACUAUACCCCUUGGUCGAUACCGGCAGAGCGAGUGAUCACUUACCUGCCGCGACUACAGCCGCGCUAUUACAGCAUCAGCUCUUCGCCUCGCUACACGGCAGAUCUCGUCCACAUCACCGCCGUCGUCACGAAGGAUCAGGCCGGCCGAGAUGCAUCGAAGGGAUCCUACGUCUAUGGUGUCACGACCAACUAUCUCCUCAACGCUAAGUUGAAGACGCACGAGCAAAGCGAGAGGCUAGAUAUGCAGAACGACAGCCUGGGUCGCGUGCGUGGAUCUGAUGCACCUUCGUAUCGCCUCGAUGGCCCUCGAGGCAAGCUACGCCAGGAUAGCGGGGGCUACAAGAUGCCCAUUCACAUCAGGAGAAGCAACUUCAGACUGCCCACGAGCCCGAAAGUGCCCGUGGUGAUGAUCGGGCCCGGCACAGGCGUGGCGCCUUUCCGUGGCUUCUUGCAAGAUCGGUUGGCUCUCGCUCGCAAGGCGAAAGCCAAAGAUGGCGAGGGUGCACUGGCCGAUUGGGCAGACAUGGUACUCUAUUAUGGCUGCCGACGCAAGGACCAGGACUACUUGUAUGAAUCCGAAUGGAAGGAAUACGCCGCAGAGCUCGACGGCAAGUUCACCAUCCAGACGGCUUUCUCUCGCGAGCCAGGACAGCCGAAGCAAUAUGUGCAGCAGCUCAUUCGUGCACAGAAGGAUCACAUCAAGAGCCUACUAGUCGACAAGAAGGGGUACGUGUAUAUCUGUGGCGACGCAAAGAACAUGGCAAGAGAAGUCGAAGAGGUGCUCAAGGAGCUGCUCGGUGAAGCGACGGGAGAGCCAGGUGAAAAAGCAUACAAGACCAUGAAGGAUCGCAACCGUAUCCUUCUCGAUGUUUGGUCUUGAGCAAAUACUAGAUUGUCUGAUGUUGUCAUCACUUGCUAGAAUGUACAACGUGCAGCUCUUGUACAACAUCAUACAAUGCUGCUCAAUCUAGAUCGAGGUCGUCCGAUCUCGUCUUGUC